Molecule: messenger RNA, 3312 nt
Organism: Caenorhabditis remanei
Lineage: Eukaryota; Metazoa; Nematoda; Chromadorea; Rhabditida; Rhabditidae
Exons: 17
Coding region: 1-3312 (1103 amino acids)
Biological process (GO): phosphatidylcholine metabolic process
Cellular component (GO): endoplasmic reticulum
Molecular function (GO): phosphatidylcholine lysophospholipase A1 activity
Source: RefSeq, a predicted model, not a curated record
AUGUUACAUUACCUGUUGUCAAUUGCGAUUUUCAUUUUUGAAAACAAAUUGGUACUAUUUUUGUCUGUUUUUCUCCUAGUUAUCGUCUACUUUUUAUGGCCUUCUCGAGAUGAAAAUGACGAUGUGGUCAAUUUUAGAGCUCCUUCCAUCAAAACUAUUCAAAACAGUCCGGACACGUUCACUGGAACACCCGUCGGGAAAAGUCCAUCUUUUUAUUCGAAUGCAUUGACGAAAGGGUUAUGGUCACGUAGUAAAGAAGACGCAACUGCUGAGAAGCUACGUGGAUCGUGGGAGAAACUGACGAAGCAACCACCUCGAGAACUCUACGAACCGAGUGAACAAGAACAAGUUCCAUCGAAUAUCAAACAAGAGAUUUUCUUCGUUUUGAAAGCUUUAGAAGGUCUCGAACUGCCGAGAACAUGGCAAUUGGAUCCACGGGAUGUGGAGACUUUAUCGAUUGAUAAGGGCAAUGUCUUAUUGAGCCCGGGAGAUCAGAAUGAUGUGAUAAUUGUCGUGAUCUCUGGGGAGUUGGGCAUUCUUACUACAGUCCAUUCGGCUGACAAGCAUUACGAAUGCAACAUGAAGACGUUGAAAAGUGGAGAAUCGUACUUCUCGCAGACUUCAAUCAUUGAGAUUUUAAUGAAUGAAAAGCCGAAAAACAAGUACAUCCAUCUGAAAGCUUUGACCAACUGUCGGGUGGCCAAGUACAAGUUGACGUCGUUCUACACGUCAUUCCUUUCGAAUCCUCAGCAUUGGAUUCGAACGAUUCAGGUGGUGAUGACAAGGCUGCAACAGUGUACACUGAUCACGUGUAACAUGUAUUUGGGAAUCGGUGGAAAGUGUAUUGAUGCGAAGAGAAAGAUUCCGGACUCUACAAAGUUUGCGAAUUUCGACAAACUUACGGAAGAGGAACAAAUGAAUAAAGGGGUCGAGUGGAUAGCACAAGCAAUGGGAAUUCCGGAGCAUGCUGAUAAGUUGAGAGACAAAAUAAAGAAGUUUGAGUGCCAAACUGGAACAGUGGUCACUGAGGAGAACUCGUUCGAGAUUGAUAUGAUAUUUGUGGUUUAUGGGAAGUUGACACUCAAGAGGGGAUCAUUGGAAAGAGACGAUACUGGAACAUCGUUGGCAUUUGAUGUUCAUCCAGGAGAUAUCCUCCCGUCAAUGCAAAUUCUUACGAACGAACCUGCGAUGUGUACGGCAAAAGCAACAGAGAAGACGAUUUAUUUCAAGAUUUGCAGAGAUGAAUACAUACAAAUCCUAUUUGCCUACCCUGUCAUCUAUCUCCGUCUAGCUUUCCAUGCCCUUCACUUUGUCUCUCCAUUCGCAAGAGUUUUCGAUUUGGCAGUUGGUUGGCAUCGAAUUGAAACUGGUCAGGCGUUGUUCAGAAUGGGUGACAAAUCCGACUGUAUGUACAUUGUGAUGGGUGGACGUCUUCGAGCUGUUGACUUGACAAAAAUUAUUGAGGAAUACGGUAGAUUAGAUCUCAUUGGAAUCACCGAUAUGGCGGAGAAACGGGCUCGUCGGAGCACUGUCAUGGCUGUUCGAUUCUCGCAUAUUGUCUGUGUUCCGGAUAAUUUGUUGAGUUUUGUCAAGAUUCGAUAUCCACAGGUUGGAAACAAAUUGCUCCAACUAAUCAGCAAGUGCUGGAAAACUCCAACUCCUGAAACAAUGAGUCACGUGGAGACGACAAAGAUUCAGAAUCUCAGAACUAUCGCCAUAGUUCCCGCAUCGAAACGUGUCCCUCUGACAGCAUUUACUUGUGAAUUAUACAAUCAACUGUCGAAGCAUGUCAAACUACUUCGUUUGAGUAGCAGUGUAAUUGGAAAUUAUUUCGAGCAAGAAGUGAUUACAAAGAAGGCAGAUUACGGUCUGAUGCAUUGGUUGAAUGUUCAAGAAAUCGCGUAUUCAUUGGUUUUGUAUCAGUGUGAUUUCAAUAAAACUAGUUGGACAAGGCGUUGUUUGAGAAUGGCUGAUGCCAUUCUGGUGGUGGCUAGCGGAGUGGAGAGUCGGGAUCAACAGGUUUUGGCUGAUUCUCUCCUAUCUUGCAACGAGAAAGGUGUCCGUCAAUCCAAGGAAUUGGUUCUCUUGUGGCCUGAAAACACUCCGACGCCACGUGGAACUGCUGACUGGAUUAAUGAAUCCUACUACUCUGGAUAUCAUCAUCUACGUGCUCCGAAUCGAGUUUUCAGUUUUCCAGUUAAGACUAGUGAGAAGAAGAUUGUGGACUUCUACGAGACGACUGUAUUCUGUGAAGUGAACUAUCAAACUGACUUCUCGCGACUUGCACGUAUCUUGACUGGAAAUGCAAUCGGAGUUGUUUUCGGAGGUGGAGGGGCUCGUGGAGCCGCCCAUGCUGGAGCUCUGAAAGCUCUUAUUGAGAAAAAGAUUCCAAUUGAUAUGGUUGGAGGCACUUCGAUUGGAGCACUCUUCGGAUCACUCUAUGCAACGACACCGGAUAUUCGAGCUAUUGUAAGAAUGAAAAACUUCUUUACAGACCGUCUUCGUAAUAAUAUUCUCGAUGUGCUCCGUGAUCUGACUUGGGCUUAUUGUGCUAUUCUAACAGGUCAUCGAUUUAAUUUGUGUGUUCAAAGAAUGCUAAAUGAGGUAAAAAUUGAAGAUUGCUGGAUUUCAUUUUUCUGUAUUUCUACAGAUUUAACGUCGUCUUCCAUGAGAAUCCAUCGUAGUGGUCUCAUGUGGCCAGUUGUCCGUAGUUCCAUGUCAAUCGCUGGCUACGUACCUCCUAUUUGUGAUCCACAAGAUGGUCAUUUGCUAUUAGAUGGUGCAUAUGUUAACAAUCUACCAGCAGAUAUUAUGAAGUCACUUGGAGCGAAUGUAGUGAUAGCAAUUGAUGUUGGAAUGUCGGAUGAGAACAUGAAUUUGAGAGAUUACGGUUAUGCGAUUAGUGGUACCUGGUGUCUUUUCAAACGCUGGUGGCCGUUUGGAGAAGAGCUUCGAGUCUUGAACAUGUCUGAAAUCCAGAAUCGUCUCGCCUAUGUCUGUUGUGUCAAUCAGAUGGAAACUGUCAGAAAUGCACAGUACUGCUAUUAUGUGAAGCUGCCAAUCGAGAGUUUUGGAAUUUUUGAUUUCUCGAAAUUCGAUCAGGCAGCGCAAAUUGGCUACGAGGUCACACUUCAAAAAAUGGAAGAGUACUUUGAGGAUUCAAUGAUAACUCGUCGAAAACUGUUGGGUUGUGCGAGGAAUGUUGGUUUGACUCCACAGAAAUCGAAGAAUGAUAAUAUUAUUUCAUUUGUGAAUAUGCCGUGUCUGCCGAGAACUCCGAAUGAUUUGAAGUCGGAUUUGAAGUCCGAUUAG